This is a messenger RNA of Saccostrea echinata, 712 nucleotides long. RefSeq lists its product as uncharacterized. The coding region runs from base 1 to 657 and encodes 218 amino acids. NCBI's taxonomy places the organism in Eukaryota, Metazoa, Mollusca, Bivalvia, Ostreida, Ostreidae. The transcript is spliced from 4 exons. The record is from RefSeq and is a predicted model, not a curated record.
AUGGAUGCAGAAACUCCCAAAAAACGAAUAAGAAAAAGUAACUGGGACCCCAGGGAAGAGAUUACAUUAGUGGAGGAGGUACAGAAGAGGGAGAAGGUACUCUUCGGAAAAUUAGACGGGUCAGGGAGGACUUCUGUUGAUAAGACAAAGGCCUGGAAAGAGGUCACUGACCUAAUCAAUGCUGGAACAAAAGAGAAGAGAAGUGCUAUUUUGAACCCUAAGACUGAGGGAGGGAAAAAACCAUCAUCCCCGAAUGUUGGUGAACAGUUGUUGUUGGACAACUUGGAAGGCAGACCAAGUCUAUGUGGCCUUCCUAGUGGAAUAGACACUGCAGCUGAAUCAGUUGUAGAUUUCUUGGAUGACAACCAUGCCUUGCAUGAAUUUGAUUUGACUAGUGAGACCACUCAACUUGAGCAUUUAUUACCACAAACACAGCCUCUGCCCUCCACAUCUACCACUUCAUCAACAGAGCCUCAGGUUCAUUUGAAAGUUACACCAGAAAUGCUUCUUCAAGAAGAACUAAUCAACAUCAAAGAAAGAAGAAAGCUUAUUAAAGAACAACAACAGCUUGCCCAUCUUCAGAAACAGCAUGUAAUGUUAAAAAUUAAACAGAAAGAUCCCUUUUUCAAUUUCGAACACCUUAUGAAUGAAAUGUAAAUUUUAUUAAAUAGGUGGUAAUAAAUACACUGGUUUUUGCAUGUGCGAUGUGCCU